AUGGAUGGUUAUUUCGGUUAUCAUGAAUUAAAAGCAUUGCAAGAAUUAAUCAAUCCUCCGAAAAAUGAUUCAGAUUCUGAAGAUGAUUUACCACAGGCUGGCGCUCUAAAAUUUGGACCUGGAAAUAUCGGUGCCCAGAAUGGGAUGUCUCAGAACCACGCGGCGGGCCCGCAUACACCACUGAAAGCGGAAGCUGAUGAUAUUUGGCAUCCGUCUGAGGCAGCCGCUCCGCAGAAUUCGGAAGCCUAUGAUCCGAGAGAGGUGCCGGAAUACGAGAUGAAAUUUAAGCAGGCGGUGACGACGGAAGACGUCUUUUUAGGCAUGGGAUUCAAAACGCCAGGCACAGCAUCCUGCGAGUGGCUGAACGUGUUCGUAAAGAUGCCGCAGGAAGCACGAGAAAAGAUCGAGCUGUCCGUGGAACCUGAAGCGAUCGACGUGCGUAGUCCAAGGUACCGGCUGCACCUCGAGACGCCGCAACCGGUCAAUCCUAACGCCUCGUCUGCCAAGUGGCACAGCGACACCUCCACCUUGGAGAUCACGCUCAGACUUGUACGCGAGCUGGACGACGUGAAUUUUUAA
Molecule: messenger RNA, 579 nt
Organism: Habropoda laboriosa
Lineage: Eukaryota; Metazoa; Arthropoda; Insecta; Hymenoptera; Apidae
Gene: Dnaaf6
Product: protein PIH1D3
Exons: 4
Coding region: 1-579 (192 amino acids)
Biological process (GO): axonemal dynein complex assembly
Cellular component (GO): cytoplasm
Molecular function (GO): protein-folding chaperone binding; dynein intermediate chain binding
Source: RefSeq, a predicted model, not a curated record